UGGAUAUACAUAAAAAUAUGUUUUGUUAUUUGUUAAUGCCUGGGAUGGCCAUUAGUGGGCUCUACGGUGCGUUGCGCCGUCAUCAAUCAACAAUAAAUAACAUUUCGAUGAAAUGAAAUUUCUGAAAAUUCUCACGAUCUCGCCUCUUUCCCUGUUUCUCCAGCAAUCCCUCGACCCGCGCAGGUCGCUGCCGCUUUUCAAACCGCAAGGGUCAUUGUCGCGUAUGCGGAGUUAUUCUCUCUCUUGAUCUGAGUUGCGAGUUGCAUCGGUGAGACUCUUGUAUCCAUUAGACUGCUAGGCCUGAGGGUCGAGUUUGUUAAGCUGGGCCGCGCUUCGUGGUCUUAUUGCUCGUCAAACAAAAACAGUUGCUGGUAUUUUCUUUCAAUUAGCAAGUUUUGUUGCUUCUAAAACAAAGCUAUUGAUGGAACUUGGAAGAGUGUUGCUUUUCGUGGUGGGUCGUUGGUGUAAUUUUCCUGACUUUAAUUUGAUUAAAAGUCCCUAAUUUACAGAUAUGAGUCUCUUAACAGUGAUGAACUGCCUUCUGCCUUUAAAAAAUGCAUGGUUUCUCCACUGUUGAUGGCUUUGUGGAGAUAACUGAAUGCUUAGCUGAGAUGAUCAAAUAUGUGGCAAAUGAACCCUCUGUAGGGUUGUUCUACGUUCAGCAGCACACUCAAAAUGCAGUGCCGAACCUGAUUACUCUUAGGAAAAAUGUCAUGGAUAAGUCUCGUGAAACAACUUUGCAUACUGAAGAUUCAGAGGAUUCUUUAACCAUGUUGAGGUCAAUGAAAGAAUGUGGAUUCCCUAUUGCUGAUGAGAUGAUAAGGGACAUAAAGAAAUCUCUGCUUGUCAUGUCGAAGAAACAGCCAAGAAAAGGGUUAAUACAUGACUCUGUAUCCGCUUUUCAGAUUGGAAGAAAUUGGGAACCAGCAAGUUGGCGUCGUAGUGAAGAUUAUGGUCAGCAGGACAGUGAAAGCGAUAGUUAUUUUUCUUCUGUAUUCAAGUCUGCAAAGCAAAAGGCUAGCAAUUUCAAGUGGUCACAACUAAGUUCUAAAGAAUCAUUACAUGCCAAGGAUGAGAAGAUGAUGUCGUAUCCCAAUCCACCACAAUCAGUUGCAUCUGCUGCUAGCACUAGUUCAUCUCGCCAUGAUGUGGAGGCUGAUGAGCUGCCUUUGUCAGUUCCAUUUACAGAUGAGCCACAAGAAACAGAGAUUGGCAUAAGCUCUCCGCCUCGUAAUUUAUCUUCACUGUCGGAGAACUAUGAUGACUUCAAGGCUGACAAGGAAGCAAAAUUAGAGGAGUGGUUAGAAGAGACUGGCAAUCUAGAUCAUCACGAGGGAGCAAGUGAUGCAGAUGGAGUUAAGCCUUGACAAGAUGUUAAAGGCCUUGGCCUGUAAAUACUGAUGUUUGUAAUGUGAUUAUCUAUGGAUUGCAAUUAUAUAUGCAGAUGAUUUCUUGUAACACUGGUUUUUCAAAUUUAUUUGUAUUUCAAAAAGAAUAAAAAUUUGCAUUAGUUUGUCCA
Molecule: messenger RNA, 1519 nt
Organism: Ziziphus jujuba (common jujube)
Lineage: Eukaryota; Viridiplantae; Streptophyta; Magnoliopsida; Rosales; Rhamnaceae
Exons: 5
Coding region: 555-1367 (270 amino acids)
Source: RefSeq, a predicted model, not a curated record